GGAAGGAACUGGAGGGGGCAGCAAGGCUGGCGGGCUGCUGGGAGGGACGGCCAGGGGCAAGGAGGAGCUGGAAGGGCUGCUGGUAGGUGGUUGACGAGGAAGACAACAUCUGGAAAGAGUCCUGAGGGAAGGAGCAGGGUUGACAGUAGUGGAAGAGGGGCUGCCGUGGCUAUACAAGAGCAGGAAGAUUACUUGCCUAUUCUUUUGGCCUUGGCAUCACUGGAGCUGCUAUUGCUACUGUUGCUUCUCAGCGGUUUCCUGCUCGGGAGAACUUUGUCUGUCUUGAUAUCUAUGACUUUAGGAACCUCAAUGGCUGCUCGGUUAGGGCCUUUGGCUAUGGCAGCUCAUCAGAUUUGUUUGCAGAUAUGGUUGGCUGUAUCUCUCAUAUCUGAUGCACUUGCACUUUCUGCACAGGCAUUGAUUGCAAGUUCUUUUGCAAAGCAUGAUUACAAAAGAGUGAAAGAAAUUACGUUAUGUGUCUUAAAGAUUGGACUUCUUAUGGGAAUCACCCUAGCUCUAAUUCUUUUUGUCUCAUUUGACAAUGUUGCUGAAUUAUUCACCAAGGAUGUAGAAUUACUAACUAUUGUUAGAAGUGGGGUGGUGUUUGUCAGUGCCAGCCAACCCAUUAACGCUCUCGCUUUCAUUUUUGAUGGACUUCACUAUGGUGUUUCGGAUUUUGCUUAUUCUGCUUAUUCGAUGAUCGCCCUUCCCUUUGCUGCUCUGGUCUCGAUCGUCACCCUCCGUCCGCUCGCUUUCUCGUUCCGCUUCCUGGAAAGGAUACUCCAAGCUCCUUAA
Phalaenopsis equestris is the source of this 795-nucleotide messenger RNA. RefSeq names its product protein DETOXIFICATION 45, chloroplastic-like. The transcript has 7 exons. Lineage: Eukaryota; Viridiplantae; Streptophyta; Magnoliopsida; Asparagales; Orchidaceae. The record is from RefSeq and is a predicted model, not a curated record. Gene Ontology annotation, cellular component: membrane. Gene Ontology annotation, biological process: transmembrane transport. Gene Ontology annotation, molecular function: antiporter activity; xenobiotic transmembrane transporter activity. The annotation marks the transcript as partial.